CACACACCUGGGCUGUCUCUCUCUCUCUAUAUAUAAAUACACACACCGAAGGCUCGGCUCAUUUCAGCAACUACCAUUGCUGCGGACGACAUUCCUGCAUUGACAUCCGCGAGGCACGGGUGCGAUCCCCGCUUUCACGAUGGGCAUUGUCACGUCCAAGGGCGCGGUGAACAAGGCGCAGCCGCGGGUGCUGCUCCUGGGUCUGGACGGCGCCGGGAAGUCGUCGAUGCUCUACCGCCUCAAGCUGGGCGAGGAGGUCACCACGAGCCCCACCAUCGGCUUCAACGUCGAGUCGGUGAUGCAGAGCGGCCGCAGCCCGGGCCUCUCCAUGUGGGACGUGGGCGGCCAGGACCUGCUGAGGAACAUGUGGUCGCACUACUACCCGGGCACGGACGGCCUCCUGUUCGUGGUGGACAGCGCGGACGUGGAGCGAAUCCCCUACGCCAAGGAGGCCCUGGUCGUGGCCCUGAGCGAUAGCAACCUCGACGGGGCUCCCCUGGUGGUGAUGGCCAACAAGCAGGACCUGCCGGGGGCCUUGGGGGCCGACGAGGUGGGCGAGGCGCUGGGCCUGGCCCAGUCGUGCAAGGGCCGCGACUGGGUGGUGAAGGCGUGCAGCGUGCCGACGGGACACGGCCUCAGAGACGGCGUGCAGGCCCUGGCGGCCUUCAUCAAGAAGCGGUUCAAAGCGCAGCAUCUGCAGAAGCAGCAGAAGCAGCAGAAGCAGCAGCAGCCGCCGCCGGGCAGAAAUGAGAAGAGCGUGGACGUAGUUUGAUCUCAAGCCCUGGUCGCUACCCAGCAAGGGUUCAUUUCUUAUGGGAUAUUUGUGUUUCCGGGAGGAGGUAGAGGGAGAAGGGGGGGGGGUAUUUUCCGGAGCUAUGUCCCGGGCAGCUCCAGCGAUGUUUACUGACAAUGGGAACGUGGAGUUGGGGGGUGGGCAGUGGAGGAGCCUCCACCACAAGCGGGCUUAGUUGUUGUUGUUGUCUGUGUAUCCCACGUACAGUAGAGGGUGGUGUCCAUACAGGUAUCAUCCAUUAUUCAUCAUCAUCAUCAGCAGCAGGAGCAACCAUGAUCAGUCCACUGCUGGACGAAGGACUCCUCACGCCGUGGUGACGCACCGCAUCUUCGCGUCAUCGUCAGCAAUGUCCUUUCCCCCUGAGACCGCGUCCCCUGUUCCGCAUCUUCGGUCUUUCGCUGGACGUCUUGCGGACGAGACGUCUCAACCUCCUGGUCCUGCUCUAGAACGCCGUCGAUCGUUCUGGGCGCGCGUCCUGCGCGGCGUGCCGAACGCGGCAGGUUUCGGAAAAGGGUCUCCCGAAAAACGUCAUGGCCAUUGCGACGCGUGUCAAAGUUCCGGUGGAUGAGAUUGGGUGUGCGCGUGUGUGGCGCACGUGUCAAAUCAAGCGAGGUUUGUCCUUGUAAAGAGUUUGGGGGGUGGGGGAAGAGACGGUUGGAAGGAAUUCCGAGGAGUUUCGUUGUUAAAAGUAAUAAUAAUAACGUGACGUUACUCUACUGUAGAGAAGAGAAUCUAACCCAACAUAAGUUACAUUUGAACCGAUACGAGGAGUUUCUUUUUGUUGUUGUUGUUUUUAAAACGUUUUGGGGAAGGGAGUUUCGCGAGGAGGCGCGAGAUUUGUUUACAACGUCCGCCGCGUCGGACGCGCGGGGAUUCGAGAGACAUCGCGGCCACUCGGUGAGCGUGUGGCUCAGUGGGGUCACAAUGGACAGGUCAGGCGGCGAUCCUGAGGCCGGCACUGAUGACAGUCCUCCGGAGUGCGAAGGUCAUGUUCACCAAAGCGUGAUUGCACCGGGCUCUCUGCCCGGUCACCAGGGACUCACACAGAGACCCAUAGACUCACACAGAGACACACAGACUCGCACAGAGACACAGACUCGCACAGAGA
This is a messenger RNA of Petromyzon marinus (sea lamprey), 1901 nucleotides long. RefSeq lists its product as uncharacterized. The record is from RefSeq and is a predicted model, not a curated record. NCBI's taxonomy places the organism in Eukaryota, Metazoa, Chordata, Hyperoartia, Petromyzontiformes, Petromyzontidae. Gene Ontology annotation, molecular function: GTP binding; GTPase activity.